This is a messenger RNA of Gastrolobium bilobum, 1286 nucleotides long. Its product is annotated as glycosyltransferase BC10. Bases 1 to 1239 code for a protein of 412 amino acids. The transcript has 2 exons. Gene Ontology annotation, cellular component: membrane. Gene Ontology annotation, molecular function: glycosyltransferase activity. The record is from RefSeq and is a predicted model, not a curated record. Lineage: Eukaryota; Viridiplantae; Streptophyta; Magnoliopsida; Fabales; Fabaceae.
AUGGCGAGGAAUAGAGGAGGAGGAGGAGGAGGAGAGGGAAGGGAAAAUAGAGAAAAUAGAGAUGAUGGAAUUGGAGGAGAGAAGCACUCGGGUUUGCUGAGAUUGGCACAGAUUCUUACAUUUUUGGUUGUGUUUGCAGCAGGUGUUGUCAUUGGCCUAACCACUAGUUCUCACAUUAAUAGGCAUUUCAUUUUACAACGAGACCAAUACAGCACAUUGGCAAACCCCAUCUCUCAUAAUUGUACCAUCACACUCACACAACCACCACCACCACCACCACAACCACAACCACCUUGUUUUGAUUCUAUCAAUAUUCAAACCUUUCUGCAUCCCACCAACCUCACACAUACCUUGUCCGAUGAUGCACUCUUCUGGAGAGCUUCCUUAGUCCCUAACAAACAUGACUAUCCUUAUAAGAGAAUACCCAAAGUCGCUUUCAUGUUUCUCACUAGGGGACCAUUGCCCAUGUUGCCCCUCUGGGAGAGAUUCUUCCAUGGCCAUCACAAUCUCUUCAAUAUCUAUGUCCAUGCACCUCCUGGAUAUAUUCUCAAUGUUUCCGAUUCUUCCCCUUUUUAUAGACGCCACAUCCCAAGUCAGGUUGUUUCAUGGGGGACAGUUACAUUGGCUGGUGCUGAAAGGCGCCUUUUAGCCAACGCACUGCUGGACUUUUCAAAUGAGCGGUUUGUUCUCCUUUCAGAGAGUUGCAUCCCAGUCUACGACUUCUCUACAGUUUACAGAUAUCUCACUGAUUCUACCCACAGCUUUGUAGAGUCAUAUGAUGACCCUUCCCGUUAUGGGCGUGGUCGCUACAGCCGCAAUAUGCUUCCUUAUAUUAAGCUGAAACACUGGCGUAAAGGGUCUCAGUGGUUUGAACUUAACCGUGCUCUGGCUGUUGAUAUAGUCUCUGACACCCAAUACUUUACCCUCUUUCGUAAAUACUGUAAGCCUGCUUGCUACCCUGAUGAACAUUACAUUCCAACCUUCCUGAAUAUGUUCCAUGGUUCACUUAAUUCAAACAGAACAGUGACAUGGGUUGAUUGGUCAAUGCUGGGUCCUCAUCCAGCAACCUAUGGGGGAGACAACAUAACAGUGGGUUUUCUACAAGCUAUAAGGAACAAUGGAACCCUUUGUCGAUAUAAUUCAGACAUGACAUCCGUUUGUUACCUAUUUGCUCGCAAGUUUGAUCAGAGUGCACUGGAGCCUUUACUUAACCUUUCUUCCGAAGUGAUGAACUUUUGAAUUUUUUCCUUUUUUUAUUGUAUAAGAGACAAGAUAUGUAACUUAUU